Oikopleura dioica is the source of this 2304-nucleotide messenger RNA. The record is from the annotation of a GenBank genome assembly. Lineage: Eukaryota; Metazoa; Chordata; Appendicularia; Copelata; Oikopleuridae.
AUGCCCAGUCUCCAGUUGCGACGAAUGGCGCCUCCGCCCGGAACAGCCGACAAUAAAGCGGAAAACAAGCUAGAUGAUUGCCCCUCGCAAACGCCAUCGAAAGAUCAACAACCGAAACCCCAGACCUCAAAAUACCCAGAACCUAUCGGUGAUCCAAGGGAUGAUCCAUUCUACACAAACGUCGCAGAUUUCCCUUCGGACUCAAGCUCAGACGAAGAAGAUGAGCAGGAGGAUAACGACGAUGAUGAUCAUCAACCGAUGACAUCUACGCCUCCGAGUCCCGCUUACGAAGAAAUGGUGAGCACCUCGAUCGAGAGCGAGCUAAAGAUGCAGAGUUUCUCGAACACGCUAAUCCUAGCCUCGGGCAAGCUCAAGAUCGAGCUGUCAUCCUCUCAAUCACCUGAACCUCCGCCCGGACCGCGCACCAAAAAUGGUCAGCGAGUGUGCCGCUACUGCGGUAUCUUCCCCGAACAUGUCCGAAACAUCUCUGCCCAUGAACGCGCUUGUGGAUCGAAAAGAAUUGCAUGUCAACACUGCGACAAAACGUUCAACAGUCACAAGCCUCUACAGAAGCAUAUGCGACACAUGCACGGCGCAGAAAUCACCCCUGAAGUUUCCCAGCAAAUUGCUGCUUCUAAGACGCCUAUCAUCAAAGAAGAGCCUCAAGACGAGUGGCAAGAAGGUGAGCUAACUCCCAACUCGCGCAGUCGCACUUCUUCUCCGCUCGAAACGCCCAACAGUAGAACUUGCAAGCAGUGCGGCGAUGUUUUCCCGAACCCAGCCGCGCUGAGACAACAUACCAAGCUAGUGCAUGUCAGUCUCGUAGGCUACGGAGACUCACCCUCAGCCUCGACGCCGGAAACUAACGCUAAUAGAAGUCUCCGGCGGAGAAAUGACUCGAUGAACUCGAGCUGCUCGCCCAUUUCGCCGAUAAAAUCGCCGCCGAACAAACGAACUCGCUACCCUCAAAAUCAAUCAACACCUCAAAGUCAAAAUCACAAGAGCUCGCCCAAGCUUGCCAACAUCAAAAAAGAGCCAGGAUCGGAAAAAAGGUCUCAGAAAAAAUUCCAGUGCGAACCAUGCGGAGACGUUUUCAAUUCCGAGGCUGGACGACUGCUCCAUAUUCAGAAAUAUCAUUCCCCUGCCAAUUAUUGCUGCCACAUUUGUGGAAAAACGCGCGGCACAAAGUUCGCUCUCAAGAGGCAUUUGAUGAAAUGCCACGACUGGACGCAGGAAGAGAUCGACGAACGCUACCCUGAUGGUCGUAAGCUUCGCAAGCUCGGCAUCGAUCAUAACGCUACAUUCCACGAAAUGCCCUCGCUCAUGACUCGUUACGAUAGAACUCCCAAGCCGCUGAGCCACGAUAUCGCCCGUCUGGAAGAACUCUUCGUUCUGAAAAGACGAUCAAGCCUUGAUAGCGACGAACAAAAAGAAAAUGAAUCUAUCGAAUGUCAAGUGUGCGGCAAGGAGUUUGACGAUCGCCGAGAAUUUACGCUCCACGUGACCAAGAAACAUCGGGCGAAAUUUCGCAGGACCGACGGCCGAAAGAUCCAGCGGCGAAGAACUCUUCCACUCUCCAGGACGGAUGUUGACGCUAUGGAGAACUCGUCCGAAUCGUCGAAUGACACUAUUGACGGCUUCCCGUGCAGAUAUUGCGAGAGGGUCUUGACCACUAAGGCGAAUCGUAUUGUUCAUGAAAGAUUGCACACUGGCGAAAAGCCAUUCCAGUGCACAAUCUGCUCCAAAGCAUUCCCCUGCUUUACCUACCUGACAAGCCAUUUAGAAAUGGCACACGACAUGCUCAAAGCUGGAGCCCUAUUCGAGUUCGACUACAAGCAAUCGCAGCCAAUGGCCCUUGCUCUGCUCGAAGUCGAUUCUUCGUUGAAAGAAAUGCGCUUCCAACUCGUCCCAAAAGUCUCAAAGGAAGAAGAUUUCUGGAGAAACUACUUUUACAGAGUGUCGUUGCUCAAACAGAACGCAGAGCCGCUCGAGGAUGAGCCAGUUGCCGAAGCUCCUGUUUCCGACAAAAAUGAUCUCAGUACUGAAGACGCAGAGCUGAAUUUGGACGAAGAAUUCGCCAGUGAAGAAGUGGGAACUAAAACGGACGAAAUUCCUCAGUGGGAAAAGGAAUUACAGGACGAGUUGCAGGAAUACGAAGUUGUUGAGGGCGAGGAAGAGGCAAAUGGAGAAUGGGAAAAAGAUAAAUCUGAUGAGCAGCUUUUCAAUGAGCUGGAAGACAUGCUCGGAAACGACCCCGAAAGUUCCCCCUCCGAGUCCGCCAAGCCUCCACCAUCGGGCUCUUGA